AUGGCCGGGGGAGCUUUUGUGGCGCAAGGUUCUGGGAGGAAAUAUGAGGGUGGGGUCACAUGCUUUGUUAUCAUCACCUGUUUGGUGGCUGCCAUGGGUGGUCUCAUUUUCGGUUAUGACAUUGGUAUCUCAGGUGGUGUUACUUCUAUGGACUCGUUUCUAAAACGAUUCUUCCCAUCUGUGUACAACAAAGAGCAUGAAACUCGUGAUGAUGACAAUAUGUACUGCAAAUUUGAUAGCCAUUUGUUGACAUUGUUCACAUCUUCCCUCUACCUUGCGGCUUUGGUAGCUUCCUUCUUUUCAUCUACAGUGACAAGAUUAUUCGGCCGUAAAAUCUCAAUGUUGUUUGGAGGCCUGGUUUUCCUUGUUGGUGCCAUUUUUAAUGGUGCUGCGACCAAUAUAGCAAUGCUUAUCAUUGGUCGUUUGUUGCUUGGUGUUGGUGUUGGCUUUGCUAAUCAGUCUGUUCCAAUUUAUCUAUCUGAAAUGGCACCAGCCCAAAUUAGAGGAGCACUUAACAUUGGUUUCCAAAUGGCCAUUACAAUUGGUAUCCUGGCUGCAAAUCUCAUUAACUACGGAACAGCCCAAAUCAAGGAGGGAUAUGGCUGGAGAAUUUCUUUGGGUCUUGCGGCUGUCCCUGCUUUGAUGAUCACUAUUGGAUCGUUCUUCCUUCCAGACACUCCCAAUUCUAUACUUGAGAGAGGCCACCCCGAGCAGGCAAAGAGAAUGUUGCAAAAGAUUCGUGGCACAGACAACGUUGAAGUAGAAUUCCAAGACCUUGUGGACGCAACCGAGGCUGCAAAGAAAGUGGAACACCCAUGGAAAAACAUCUUGCAGCCAAAAUACAGGCCUCAACUUGUCAUUUGCAUAAUGAUCCCAUUCUUCCAGCAACUCACUGGAAUUAAUGUCAUCAUGUUUUAUGCACCUGUUCUCUUUAAGACCUUGGGUUUCGGCGAUGAUGCUUCGCUUAUGUCUGCAGUUAUUACAGGCUUAGUAAACCUUGUCUGUACACUUGUUUCCGUCUACUCAGCUGAUAGGUUCGGGAGAAGAAUUUUGUUCCUAGAAGGAGGGGUUCAAAUGAUUAUUAGCCAGAUACUUGUUGGAAUCCUGAUAGCCAUCAACUUUGGAACACGAGGUGUAGGAGAAUUGUCAAAGGGAUCGACCAACUUAGUGUUGUUCUUCAUCUGUGCUUAUGUUGCAGCAUUUGCCUGGUCUUGGGGUCCAUUGGGAUGGCUGGUGCCUAGUGAAAUCUGCCCUCUUGAGAUCAGAUCAGCAGGGCAAGCCAUCAAUGUCUCAGUUAACAUGUUCUUCACUUUCUUGAUUGGCCAGUUCUUCCUAAGCAUGCUUUGCCACAUGAAGUUUGGUCUCUUCUUGUUCUUUGCUGGCUUUGUUGUUCUCAUGACCAUCUGCGUUUUCUUCUUCUUGCCCGAGACAAAGAAUGUCCCAAUUGAAGAAAUGAACAGAGUGUGGAAGGCACAUUGGUUCUGGGGCAAGUAUAUCCCUGAUGAUGCUGUCAUUGGAAGCCAAACAUAUACUGCGUGAAAUGACCAUCACGAGAACAAUUGUCCUGCAUGUACAUUUGCACAAAGAGAUACAGCACGCAUGCUUUAC
Populus nigra (black poplar) is the source of this 1608-nucleotide messenger RNA. Its product is annotated as sugar transport protein 10-like. Gene Ontology annotation, cellular component: membrane. The record is from RefSeq and is a predicted model, not a curated record. Bases 1 to 1539 code for a protein of 512 amino acids. The transcript has 4 exons. Gene Ontology annotation, biological process: monosaccharide transmembrane transport. Gene Ontology annotation, molecular function: monosaccharide transmembrane transporter activity. NCBI's taxonomy places the organism in Eukaryota, Viridiplantae, Streptophyta, Magnoliopsida, Malpighiales, Salicaceae.